CGGUCUGCUCGGCCAUCGCUUCAGCCAUCAGCCUCUCUGCGCUCGGUCCACCACUGCCAGCAUGUACACAUCAGGGAUAUUUCUUGUCCUUUUACUGAAUGUUGGAAGUGCUGCUGCCGACCUUGGGAAUGGCGGACUGUGUUACAUACUUGAUGGGAUUCUGGUGAUCUACGGCAUUAUUCUGACCAUCCUCUACUGCAGGCUGAGGAUGCGUGGAAACAGUGGGAGUCCUGCAGAGGAGAAACAAGGAGAAGGCAUCUACCAGGGUUUGAAGCCCCACGCUCAGGACACCUAUGAGACCCUCAAUGUGAACAAGAGGAAAGCUUUGGCAUAAAUGAGUCUUCAGCUGUUUGAUCUGAUGUCUUUAAUGCUGUUUUCUGAGAACAACUCUGCAAAACUAAUGAUAUUUUUUCUAUUCAGUUUUUCUAUUCAUUUCAUUAAUGUAUUUUUUAUUUCAUUUUUGUAUAAUGCUUGCUUUUAACAGUUCAUAGAUUCAUAGCGUGCUAAACGGCUUGUAACAUUUACCUAAAUAGACUAUAGUCAUAUAGUUAUAUAGUUGUACAGGUAUAGUUCUGUUUUGCUGACUCUGUUAGAUGUUAAUCUGUCUUAAGAGCAAACAGAGGUGAUGAAUGUACAGAUGUGAGUGUAUUGGAUGGGAUAAAAUGAACUCUUUUAAUAAAUAACAUGGAUAAAUAAAA
Molecule: messenger RNA, 698 nt
Organism: Colossoma macropomum (tambaqui)
Lineage: Eukaryota; Metazoa; Chordata; Actinopteri; Characiformes; Serrasalmidae
Gene: fcer1gl
Product: Fc receptor, IgE, high affinity I, gamma polypeptide like
Exons: 5
Coding region: 62-334 (90 amino acids)
Biological process (GO): cell surface receptor signaling pathway
Cellular component (GO): Fc-epsilon receptor I complex
Molecular function (GO): IgE receptor activity
Source: RefSeq, a predicted model, not a curated record